CUGUUCAUCUUGGACGGCCUGGAUGAAAGCAGACUUUCUCUGGACUUCAGCAGCAGCCAGCGGCUGCUUGACGUCUCCCAGCAGUCUUCAGUCAGCCUGCUGCUCACUAACCUCAUCCGGGGGGAUCUGCUGCCCUCGGCUCGGGUCUGGAUCACUUCCCGACCGGCGGCGGCCCAUCAGAUCCCUCCAACAUGUGUGGACAGACUGACAGAAGUGCGAGGCUUCACUGACGCCCAGAAGGAGGAGUACUUCAGGAGGAGGCUGAGUGAUGAGGAGCUGAGCAGCAGAAUCAUCUCCCACAUCCAGACGUCCAGGAGCCUCCACAUCAUGUGUGGAAUCCCACUCUUCUGCUGGAUCACUGCUACAGUUCUGGAGCACAUGUUGAGCAGCGAGCAGAGAGGAGAGCUGCCCCAGACCCUGACUGACAUGUACUCCCACUUUGUGCUGGUUCAGACACACAGGAAGAAGCUCAAGUACCAUGAAGGACCUGAGACGGGUCCACAGGAGCUGACGGAGGCUGACAGGGAGCUUCUUCUGAAGCUGGGCAGGAUGGCCUUGGAACAUCUGGAGAAAGGAAACAUGGUGUUCUACCAAGAAGACCUGGAGCAGUGUGGUCUGGAUGUGACUGAGGCCUCGCUGUUCUCUGGAAUCUGUACUCAGAUCUUCAAAAGAGAGUCUGUGAUCUUCCAGAAAGUCGUCUACAGCUUCAUUCAUCUGAGUGUUCAGGAGUUUCUGGCUGCAGUCUUCUUGUUCCACUGUUUCACCAACAGGAAGACAGACGUACUGAGGACCUUCAUCGGAGAAGAAGCUGCUGCUGAUGCUUUCCAGUCUCUGGACAAUGUCCUGAAGAAGGUCCUUCAGAAAUCCCUCAGAAGUCAGAACGGUCACCUGGACCUGUUUGUCCGCUUCCUUCAUGGCCUCUCUCUGGAAUCCAACCAGAGACUCUUGGACGGUCUGCUGGGUCGGACAGAGAUCAGUCUAGAAACCAUCCAGAGAGUCAUCCAGAAUCUGAAGGAGAUCAGGAGUCAGAAAAUGUCUCCUGACAGAUGCAUCAACAUCUUCCACUGUCUGACGGAGAUGAAGGACCUCUCAGUACAUCAGGAGAUCCAAGAGUUCCUGAAGUCGGAGAACAGAUUAGAGAAGGAACUCUCUAUGAUCCACUGCUCAGCUCUGGCCUACAUGCUGCAGAUGUCAGACCAGGUCCUGGAGGAGUUGGACCUGAAGAAGUACAACACAUCAUGGGAGGGACGACGGAGACUGAUCCCAGCUGUGAGGAACUGCAGAAAGGCUGUACUUCUUUUCAAACAACUCUCUGAUUCUGAGUGUGAAGUGAUCUCCUCAGCUCUGAAAUCUGACCCCUCCCAUCUGAAACAUCUGAACCUGAGUGGCAACAAUCUGGAGGAUUCAUCAGUGGAGAUGCUGUGUUCUGGACUGGGGAGUCCAAACAGUAAACUGGAGACUCUGAGGUUGGAGAACUGCAGGAUGUCAGAGAUCAGCUGUUCUUCUCUGGCCUCAGCUCUGAAGUCCAACCCCUCCCUCCAGAAACAUCUGGAAUAUCUGGACCUGAGUGGGAACCGUAUGUGGGAUUCAACAGUUGAGCAGCGAUGUGAUUUUCUGGAGAGUCCACUCUGUGAUCUGCAGACUCUGAGGUUGGAGAGCGGCUGUAUGUCAGACGUCAGCUGUUCUGUGGCCUCAGCUCUGAAGUCCAACCCCUCCCUCCUGAAACAUCUGGAACAUCUGGACCUGAGUGAGAACCUUCUGCAGGGUUCAGGAGUUGAGCAGCUCUCCAACUUCAACAAGCCAAAAUGGCUACCUCAAGCCUCAUUUCCGCUGUCGGUGGACGGUAAAGGUUGUUCCUGA
Messenger RNA from Salarias fasciatus (jewelled blenny), 1860 nucleotides. RefSeq names its product NLR family CARD domain-containing protein 3-like. The annotation marks the transcript as partial. Lineage: Eukaryota; Metazoa; Chordata; Actinopteri; Blenniiformes; Blenniidae. The record is from RefSeq and is a predicted model, not a curated record. Gene Ontology annotation, molecular function: protein binding. The transcript is spliced from 6 exons.